AUGUCGACGUCCUCUGAACCCUCCGAACCCUCCGGGUCCCCUGAUCCUACCAAUCCCCCCAAACGCAACGUGCCCAAAACACCUAGCGAGUGGGUAACGGCCGCAGGGGACUCUAAAUCCCAAUAUCUCACUCUUCAUACCCUAUCCAAAGUCCACUCAGCUUCGAAGUUGACCUCUACGGACUUCAUUGCCAUGAGAGCCGUAUGGCCAGAAGUACAGUUCGCGAAACGCUUGAAUUCUGGCUUCGAUGCUCAGAUAAUGGGCAAGGCCCGAGAAGUUUUGAAGAACUUCCCCGAGUUCCAAGCCUACAUCAAGGAUAUCAAGAAACCCAACACAAGCGCCGUGGAUCGGGACAUGGGUGCUUUUCUCCUUGUGAGAGAGUCCCAGAAACAGAUCCCACUGGAGCCCGUCGGGAAGCUCGAAUCUGAUUCUGUUGAUAUGCAAGAAUCGCUCAUCGAACCACGCAAAAAGCGCAAGCUUUCACCGUCCGGACAACACAGUAAGGCCUCGGAAUCUGAUGAUGAAGCGGCCGAUAGUUCUUCGUCAUCUUCGUCAACAUACAGCGAGGUGUCGGCUGCUUGCGACUCCGAAAUUACACCCGGGCCAACCAAAGACGAGCAACUUGUCAACGACGCUCUGCUGCUGUUCCUGAGGGCUCUCUUGGUUUAUCAACCUGAGUUAAAAUGCCAAUGGACAGCGCACCGCUCGCCAUUUUCUACUGCAGUUUUUGGCAGGAACAAGAUGAAUGCGCGUACAGACGGCUAUUUGGAAGCAAAUGGCGAGGUCUUCGCUAUCAUCGAGGUUAAGCCAAACAUUCGGGCCCCAAGUGUACGCCCGGAACUUUUAUGGCAAGAGACAGGCGAGAUGAUUGCGUGGAUCAUGCACGACGAACAACACCGCCGAAAGUGUGAUCUUCGCCGACGUCUCCUUGUAUCGCAGGACAAUCACGAGAUUUUCCUUACAAUUGCCAACUACGAUAGUAGGUAUCUCGCGUACCUGAAAAACGAGGAGACGCCCUUGGGUUCUGAUGGGCCAUUCUUAAGAAUGAAUACAUACGGCCCGUGGAACAUCGGUUAUCCAACUCAUAUGAAGGAGCUGGCUACCUUUAUCCUCUGUGUUGCUUUCGAGGUGACAAACGAUCUGGGUCUGGCCUCUUCCAGCUAA
Penicillium verrucosum is the source of this 1164-nucleotide messenger RNA. RefSeq lists its product as uncharacterized. Bases 1 to 1164 code for a protein of 387 amino acids. The record is from RefSeq and is a predicted model, not a curated record. The transcript has 2 exons. Lineage: Eukaryota; Fungi; Ascomycota; Eurotiomycetes; Eurotiales; Aspergillaceae.